Messenger RNA from Mercenaria mercenaria, 14745 nucleotides. RefSeq names its product cytoplasmic dynein 1 heavy chain 1-like. Bases 90 to 14051 code for a protein of 4653 amino acids. Gene Ontology annotation, molecular function: dynein intermediate chain binding; ATP binding; dynein light intermediate chain binding. Gene Ontology annotation, biological process: microtubule-based movement. The transcript has 86 exons. The record is from RefSeq and is a predicted model, not a curated record. Gene Ontology annotation, cellular component: dynein complex. NCBI's taxonomy places the organism in Eukaryota, Metazoa, Mollusca, Bivalvia, Venerida, Veneridae.
CCCCGGAUAACGUCCGAUGUACUCGUGAUUCAUUGCUCUAUCGAUUUGGAGGAGAGAACAGUUCAAUUUAGUUCCAGACAUUAGACAGGAUGGCAGACCAGGCGGAUGCCGAGGGUCAGCCGGCUCAACCUGUCCAGUCUGUGGCAGAUCCGGACAAGUUUAUCGCUUAUUUGUGUCGAUGUGUGCCCGUUUUAUUGGAAGAUCGAGAUGAUGCAUCAGCAACUUUCAAGGCCGCUCUGUCUGACCGCGCUCACGGCGAACAGAUCAAGAAAUUCCUGGGUGAUCCUCAGACGCCAACACUUCUUGUACAACGGUCGUCAACAAAAGAUGAAUCUGAGGAGGUUGCUGACAGUGGGGAGGGCGACACAGAGGGUGGAGUAUCUUAUAUCAUCUCUUCAGAUGUCCAUUUUACAAGUUCCAAAAUAUUCAGUUUGGUAUUUAUCAAGAGAGGAACUGUUGUUGAGGCUGAUAAAUCGUUUCCCUCCCAGCUGCAGAUCAUGAAUCUGAGUGAUGGUUCACCAUAUGAAGCUCUGCACUCCUACAUUAGUAACGCUGUAUCCCCUUACUUCAAGUCCUACAUCAGAGAAACAGGCAAAGCUGAAAGGGAUGGGGACAAAAUGGCACCAGCAGUUGAGAAGAAGAUUGUAGACCUUGAAAUGGGUCUUCUCCAUCUACAACAGAAUAUAGACAUUCCUGAGAUCAGUUUACCUAUACAUGCUGUAGUAUCCUCAGUGAUCAAGAAGUGUGCGGAGGAAGGACGUAAACCAAAGGUGGAAGAUUUUGGUGACAAGGUUGAGGAUGCUCAGUUCCUGAAUGCUCUCCAGAGUGGCGUAAACAGGUGGAUCCGAGAAAUACAGAAGGUAACUAAGUUAGACAGAGAUCCUUCUUCUGGUACAGCAUUGCAAGAGAUCAGUUUCUGGUUGAACCUGGAGAGAGCACUGUUGAGAAUUCAAGAGAAACGAGAGAGUCCUGAUAUUGUCCUCACACUGGAGAUAUUAAAGCAUGGCAAGAGAUUCCAUGCUACCGUCAGCUUUGAUACUGAUACAGGACUGAAAGCUGCUAUGACCACAGUUAAUGACUACAAUCAGUUGAUGAAGGACUUUCCUUUAAAUGACCUGUUGUCUGCAACAGAACUUGAUCGUAUCCGUGUGGCCCUUCAGGCCAUUUUCCUACAUCUGAGAAAAAUUCGACCCACAAAGUACCCGAUACAAAGAGCACUUAGACUUGUAGAAGCCAUCUCUAGGGAUCUGAGCACACAGUUACUGAAGGUACUGGGCACAAGACGUUUGAUGCACAUACCAUAUGAUGAGUUUGAGAAGGUGAUGUCUGCAUGCUUUGACGUGUUCAGUACUUGGGAUGAUGAGUAUGACAAGCUGCAAGGAUUGUUGAGAGAUCUUGUCAAGAAAAAGAGAGAGGAACACUUACGUAUGGUUUGGCGUGUAAACCCUGCCCAUAAACGCCUACAGGGACGUCUUGAUCACAUGAGGAAAUUCCGACGCCAGCAUGAACAGUUGCGACAGGUGAUAGUUCGAGUGUUGAGACCUGUGACAAGCAAACAGAAAGCAGGUACUCCACUGGAGGAGGUAGCACCAAAGCUUGAACCUGUGGUAGAUGAGGCGGCAGAUGCUAAUGCUAUUGAGGAGGUGAACCUAGCGUAUGAGAAUGUGAAAGUUGUGGAUGGUCUGGAUGUUUCAAAGGAAGGAUCAGAUGCUUGGGAGGCUGCUAUCAAAAGGUAUGAUGAGAGGAUAGACAGAGUUGAAACAAGAAUAACAGCAAGAUUGCGAGACCAGCUUGGUACAGCCAAAAAUGCUAAUGAAAUGUUCAGGAUCUUCUCACGUUUCAAUGCUCUGUUUGUGCGACCACACAUUCGUGGAGCUAUCAGGGAAUAUCAGACACAGCUGAUGCAGAGAGUUAAAGAUGACAUAGAAUCACUUCAUGAAAAGUUCAAGGUCCAGUAUCCCCAGAGUAAAACAUGUAGAAUGAGCAAAGCCAGAGAUUUCCCAUCAGUGUCUGGCAGUAUCAUCUUUGCUAGACAGAUUGAGCGUCAGUUGACUGCAUAUCUACGACGUGUUGAGGAUGUUCUAGGAAAAGGUUGGGAGAGCCAUGUUGAAGGACAGAAACUAAAAGCUGAUGGUGACAGCUUCAGGAAUAAACUCAACACACAAGAACUGUUUGAAGACUGGUCAAGAAAAGUUACACAGAGACAGUUGCAGGUGUCUGGUAGAAUAUUCACAAUCACCAGUAUCAAGGCAAGGAUUCCUGGUAAAGGCAACAUACUCAAACUGGGAGUUAACUUCCAGAAAGACAUCAUUACACUCUCUAAAGAGGUACGUAACAUGAAAUGGUUGGGUUUUCGUGUUCCACUAUCUAUAGUGAACAAGGCUCAUCAAGCGAACCAACUGUACCCAUUUGCCAUGUCCCUAUUUGAGAGUGUACGUACUUAUCAACAAACACUGGAAAAGGUUGAUGAACGACCUUCGAUACAUCUUCUGGUGGCGGGGCUACACAAGGAAGUCCAGAAACUUAUUGAGGAGGGAGUACAACUUGUUUGGGAAUCAUACAAACUGGAUCCAUAUGUACAAAGACUUGCUGAUACACUCGUCAACUUCCAGGAAAAGGUAGAUGACUUGUUGGCAAUGGAGCAGGAGAUAGAUCUAGAGGUGAAGUCUCUCGAGACUUGUGCUUACAGCAGUACAACAUUCAGUGAGAUCCUCGGCAAGAUACAGAAAGCUGUAGAUAACCUAAGUCUGCAUUCCUACUCCAACCUACCACAGUGGGUUGCUAGGCUCGAUGAAGAGGUUGAAAAGAGACUUGCAGCGAGACUGGAGCUAGCACUGGAUGCCUGGAACAAAUGUCUGCUUGGUAAGAAAGAAGACAAUGUUGACUACAGUAUGGACACUGACGCUCCACAGCAGCCCAGUCAGAAACUUGGUGGGGAACCAAACAUCAAGCCUAUGAUUCAUGAGUUACGUAUAACAAAUCAGUUGAUCUAUGUGAACCCACCAGUAGAAGAGGCUCGGGUAAACAUCAUGCAGGAACUGUUUGGUUGGGAGGCCAUUGUUACAAGUCUUUCCAGGAUUAAGCACUCAAGAUAUCAGGUUGGUUUGGACGUGGAGUCUGAAGCUGCAACAACCUACAAGAAUGUACUGACAAAGCUACCUGGUGGUAUGAAAGUCAUUGAAGAAUCCUACUAUGCUAUACAGAAAACUGUCAAGGAAAUGGAAGACUAUAUUAUGGUAUGGUUGAGAUACCAGGCAUUGUGGGAUCUGACACCAGAUGGCCUCUACCAGAGGAUGGGAGAUCUGCCUACAUGGAUGACAACACUUGAACAGAUUAAGUCUGCUAGAAAGACUUUCGACACAUCAGAGACCCAGAAAGAGAUAGGUCCAAUCAUUGUACAGUUUGGUAAAGUUCAGUCCAAGGUAACAUUGAAAUAUGACUCCUGGCACAAGGACGUUCUCAGUCGAUUUGGCAGUAUGUUGAGUAACGAGAUGACAGAGUUCCAUUCCCAUAUACAGAAAUCACGAUCAGAACUGGAACAACAGUCUAUAGACACAGCAAACACAUCGGAAGCUGUGGGACUGAUCACACAAGUACAAGCAUUGAAACGCAAGAUGAAGAACUGGGAGAAACAAGUUGAUAUGUAUAAAGAAGGCCAACGUAUCCUUGAACGACAAAGAUUCCAGUUCCCAGCUAACUGGCUGUAUAGUGACAACAUUGAGGGUGAGUGGGGUGCCUUCACAGAUAUCAUGAAGCGCAAGGAUGGUUCAAUACAGACCCAGGUAGCCAGUCUGCAGAUGAAGAUUGUCUCCGAGGACAAGAUUGUAGAGGGCAAGACAUCUGAUCUUCUGGUGGACUGGGAGAAAGAUAAACCUGUUGCUGGGGAGCUACCUCCUGAUGAAGCGCUGAAGGCUAUAACCAUAUUUGAGGGCAAGUUCUCUAGACUGAAGGAGGAGAGAGAUAAUGUUGCCAAGGCAAAGGAGGCUCUGGAAUUGGCAGAACCUGGUCAGCUGAGUCCGAGUGAGGAGAGAGUACAAGUAUCACUUGAAGAGUUACAGGACCUCAAGGGAGUCUGGACAGAACUUAACAAGAUUUGGGACCAAAUAUAUGAACUUAAAGAGAAACCUUGGCUCUCUGUGCAACCCAGAAAGAUCCGACAGAGCAUUGACGGUCUGUUGAACCAAAUGAAGGAGUUACCUGCCAGACUGAGGGCCUAUGCCUCCUAUGAACAUGUGAAGAGAUUGCUGCAAGGGUUUGCAAAGGUGAAUGUAUUGGUGGUUGAACUGAAGUCAGAGGCUUUGAAGGAACGUCACUGGAAACAGUUGACCCGUCGUCUUGGAGUGAAGUGGGUGUUGUCAGACCUGACCUUAGGUCAUGUAUGGGAUAUAGACUUACUAAAGAAUGAACAUAUUGUCAAGGAUGUAAUCCUUGUUGCACAGGGAGAAAUGGCAUUGGAAGAAUUCUUGAAACAAGUGAGUGAGACAUGGAGAGCAUAUGAGCUGGAUAUGGUGAGCUACCAGGGUCGCUGUAGACUGAUCCGAGGCUGGGAUGACCUCUUCAACAAGGUCAAAGAACACAUCAACAGUGUUAUGGCAAUGAAACUCUCCCCUUAUUACAAGCAAUUUGAGGAGGAUGCGUUGGCAUGGGAAGACAAGUUGAACAGGAUCAAUGCAUUGUUUGAUGUUUGGAUAGAUGUACAGAGACGAUGGGUUUAUCUCGAGGGCAUCUUCACUGGAAGUGCCGAUAUACAACAUUUACUGCCUGUAGAAACACAGAGGUUCCAGGGUGUGAGUACUGAGUUCCUGGCAUUGAUGAAGAAGGUUGCCAAGUCUCCCCUGGUUAUGGAUGUACUAAACAUUCCCAACUCUCAGAGACAGCUGGAGAGGCUGGCAGACCUGCUUGGCAAGAUACAGAAAGCUCUCGGAGAAUAUCUUGAGAGGGAGAGAGCUUCCUUUCCAAGAUUCUACUUUGUUGGAGAUGAAGAUUUGCUUGAGAUCAUUGGUAACAGUAAGAAUGUAGCUAGGCUGCAGAAACAUUUCAAGAAGAUGUUUGCUGGGGUAGCUUCUAUCAACCUGAAUGAUGAUAAUUCCCAGGUGCUCGGACUACUCUCCAAGGAAGGAGAAGAUGUUGUGUUUGCUACACCAGUAUCUAUUGCCCAGCAUCCAAAGAUUAAUGAAUGGCUGACGUGCGUAGAGAAGGAGAUGAGGGUCACGCUUGCCAAAUUGCUGGCUCAAGGUGUCAAAGAUAUUGCUGAUUUUAAAACUGGAACCAUUGAUCCAGCCCAAUAUCUUCUCUGGGUGGAUAAGUAUCAGGCCCAGUUAGUUGUGCUGGCCUCGCAGAUCUCUUGGUCAGAGAGUGUGGAUGGUGCUCUUUCUGCUAUAGCCAACAAGGGAGGCAAUGAUCUAGGACCACUCAGUGAUGUACUAGGGUCUGUUGAGUCCACACUGAACAUCCUGGCAGACUCUGUACUCCAUGAACAACCACCUGUACGCAGGAAGAAACUCGAACAUCUGAUCACAGAACUGGUGCAUCAGAGAGAUGUGACUAGGACGUUGAUCAAGGACAAAGUAAACGGCCCCAAAUCAUUUGAUUGGCUGUGCCAGAUGAGGUUCUACUUUGACCCAAAGAACCCUGAUGUUCUACAACAGUUGUCUAUACAGAUGGCUAAUGCCAAGUUUAACUAUGGUUUUGAGUAUCUUGGAGUUCAGGAGAAACUUGUACAAACUCCACUGACUGACAGAUGCUACCUGACUAUGACACAAGCCCUCGAGGCCAGGCUGGGAGGAUCUCCUUUCGGUCCUGCUGGCACAGGCAAAACAGAGUCUGUAAAAGCUCUUGGUAAUCAGCUUGGUAGAUUUGUGCUUGUCUUCAAUUGUGACGAGACAUUUGACUUCCAGGCAAUGGGUCGUAUUUUUGUUGGUCUGUGUCAAGUAGGAGCUUGGGGAUGUUUUGAUGAAUUCAAUCGUUUAGAGGAACGUAUGUUGUCUGCAGUCUCCCAGCAGAUCCAGACUAUACAGGAGGCUCUCAAAGACAUGAUGGGCAGAAAAGACAAAGAUGGCAAAAGACAGAAGGGCCAGCCCAUGGUGGUAGAAUUGAUUGGGAAGUCAGUCAAAGUCAACCCAGAUAUGGCUAUAUUUAUCACAAUGAACCCUGGCUAUGCUGGAAGAUCCAACCUGCCAGACAACUUGAAGAAACUGUUCCGCAGUCUUGCAAUGACCCAGCCUGACAGACAACUCAUUGCAGAGGUCAUGUUGUACUCCCAGGGUUUCAGGACUGCAGAGCGACUGUCCUCCAAGAUAGUGCCAUUCUUCAAAUUGUGUGAUGAGCAGUUAUCGCCCCAGUCUCACUAUGACUUUGGUCUACGAGCCCUGAAGUCUGUCCUGAUAUCUGCGGGUAAUGUGAAGAGAGACAGGAUACAGAAAGUCAAGGAGGAUCUCAGAGAAAAAGGACAGACAGUAGAAGAGGCUUCUAUAGCUGAAAAUCUUCCUGAACAAGAGAUUCUUAUCCAAAGUGUUAUGGAGACCAUGGUUCCUAAGUUGGUUGCUGAGGACAUUCCUCUGUUACACAGCCUGUUGUCAGAUGUAUUCCCAGGAGUUAAAUAUAACCCAGCACAGAUGGAAGCUCUCCGCAUGGAGGUGAAGAAAGUCUGUGAGGAAAUGUUUCUUGUUUAUGGAGAGGGUGAUGAACUUGGUGCCAUGUGGAUUGAAAAGGUAUUACAGCUGUAUCAGAUCACAGUAUUACAUCAUGGUUUGAUGAUGGUAGGACCAAGUGGCAGUGGCAAGUCUACUGCAUGGAGAGUUCUUCUCAAAGCUUUGGAGAGAUUGGAAGGUGUCGAGGGAGUCUCCCAUGUUAUUGACCCAAAAUCUAUUUCCAAAGAUGCUUUGUAUGGUAAUCUAGAUCCAAACACAAGAGAAUGGACUGAUGGUCUCUUUACACAUACCCUUAGAAAGAUUAUAGACAAUGUUAGAGGAGAGUUACAGAAACGUCAGUGGAUUAUCUUUGAUGGAGAUGUGGAUCCAGAAUGGGUAGAGAAUCUCAACUCUGUACUUGAUGAUAACAGACUUCUUACAUUGCCCAAUGGUGAACGUCUUGGUAUACCACCAAAUGUGCGUAUCAUGUUUGAGGUACAGGACCUGAGGUAUGCAACAUUAGCCACUGUAAGUAGGUGUGGUAUGGUGUGGUUCAGUGAAGAUGUUCUGUCUGUAGAGAUGGUGUUUGAGAACUACAUGCUCAGGUUGAAGAGUAUUCCCCUGGAUGAUACAGAGGAAGCCGAGACUUACAAGAUUGGUAAACAAGAACAGGAAGAGGUUGUCUCCCCUGUCUUACAGGUACAGAGAGACUGUGCAGUGGUAUUGAGUGGUCACCUGACCUCAGAUGGUCUAGUUAACAGAUGUUUGGAAUUCGCAAUGGAUCUUGAACACAUCAUGGACUUUACUCGCCUACGGGCCAUGAACUCUCUGUUCUCCAUGUUAAACCAAGCUGUGAGGAACAUCCUUAACUACAAUGCCAAUCAUCCCGAUUUCCCUAUGGCUCAAAACCAACUGGAGUCAUACAUGAGCAAGUAUUUGAUUCACAGUCUGCUGUGGUCCCUGUCGGGAGAUGGUAGACUGAAAGUAAGAGAAGACAUGGGACAGUUUAUACGUGGUAUCACAACUAUACCCCUCCCACCUGCUACAGGCUUGAGAAUUAUUGACUAUGAGGUAUCAAUCACAGGGGAAUGGACACCAUGGCAGUCACGGGUUCCAGUCGUGGAAAUUGAGACCCACAAGGUGGCGUCCCCUGAUGUUGUAAUACCAACAAUAGACACUGUACGCCACGAGAACCUGCUGUUUACAUGGCUGGCUGAGCACAAACCGCUUGUGUUGUGUGGACCUCCUGGAUCAGGAAAAACAAUGACCUUGUUCAGUGCCCUAAGAUCACUCCCUGACAUGGAGGUUGUUGGUCUGAACUUUUCUAGUGCAACUACUCCCGAACUGUUAUUGAAGACAUUUGACCACUACUGCGAGUACAGGCGUACUCCAAAUGGUGUUGUACUUUCUCCAAUACAAAUUAACAAGUGGCUCAUCCUUUUCUGUGAUGAAAUCAACUUACCAAAUAUGGAUAAAUAUGGAACGCAGAGAGUUAUUUCAUUCCUGCGUCAGAUGUUGGAGUAUGGAGGCUUUUUCAGGACAUCAGACCAGACUUGGGUGAAAUUUGAGAGAAUACAGUUUGUAGGAGCCUGUAAUCCUCCCACUGACCCAGGCAGGAAACCUCUUUCUCACAGGUUCUUGCGUCAUGUACCAGUAGUAUAUGUUGACUACCCAGGCAAGAUCUCCCUCACUCAGAUCUAUGGCACCUUUAACAGAGCCAUGUUAAGACUUGUACCCAGUCUGAAACCAUAUGCUGAACCUCUUACCAAUGCUAUGGUUGAAUUCUACCUCAUGUCACAGGAGAGAUUUACCCAGGACAUGCAGCCCCACUAUGUGUACAGUCCUCGUGAAAUGACCCGCUGGGUGAGAGGUAUUUGUGAAGCCCUGAGACCACUGGAGAGCCUCUCUGUAGAAGGACUUGUGAGAAUCUGGGCACAUGAGGCACUUAGACUUUUCCAAGACAGAUUGAUAGAAGAUGAGGAGCGUCAAUGGACUGAUGAGAACGUUGACAUGGUAGCCAUGAAACAUUUCCCAGGAAUUAACAGAGAUGAGGCAAUUUCUCGUCCUAUACUGUUCUCUAACUGGCUGUCCAAGGAUUAUACUCCAGUAGACAGAGAAGAGCUGAGAGAAUAUACCAAGGCUAGACUCAAGGUGUUCUAUGAAGAAGAGUUGGAUGUACCGCUGGUACUAUUUGAUGAGGUGUUGGAUCAUGUGCUACGUAUUGAUCGUAUAUUCCGUCAGCCCCAGGGUCACGUCCUGCUGAUUGGUGUCAGUGGCGCAGGAAAGACAACUCUGUCAAGAUUUGUGGCCUGGAUGAAUGGACUGACUGUGUACCAGAUCAAGGUGCACAAUAAAUAUACAGCUGCAGACUUUGAUGAGGAUCUCAGGGUUGUACUGAGAAGAUCUGGUUGUAAGAAUGAGAAAAUAGCUUUUAUAAUGGAUGAAUCUAAUGUGUUGGACUCAAGCUUCUUGGAGAGAAUGAACACAUUGUUGGCUAACGGUGAGGUACCAGGCUUGUUUGAGGGAGAUGAAUACACUACCCUGAUGACACAGUGCAAGGAGGGAGCUACCAGGGAAGGGUCCAUGCUGGACUCGUCUGAGGAACUUUACAAAUGGUUCACACAACAGGUCAUGAAAAACCUUCAUGUUGUAUUUACCAUGAACCCAUCAGCUGAGGGACUUAAGGACAGAGCUUCUACAUCACCUGCUCUCUUCAACAGAUGUGUAUUGAACUGGCUGGGUGACUGGUCUACUGGAGCCUUAUACCAGGUUGGCAAGGAAUUCACCAACAAGAUUGACCUUGAAAAGGGACAGUACAUUGCUCCAGAGAAUUUCCCAAUUGCGUACCCAUCACUUCCCCUGCCACCAGGUCAUCGUGAUGCAGUGAUCAAUGCUUUCGUGUUUGUUCAUCUGUCCUUACACCAGGCUAAUACACGAGUGCAGAAACGUGGUGGAAGAACCAUGGCUAUCACUCCUCGACACUAUCUCGACUUUAUUAACCACUUUGCGAAGUUGUACCAGGAGAAGAGAUCUGACCUUGAGGAACAGCAGCUCCAUCUGAACAUUGGUCUACAGAAGAUCCAUGAUACUGUCAAACAAGUCGGAGAACUACAGAAAUCUCUCUCAGUCAAACGUAUUGAACUGGAGGACAAAAACAAUGCUGCAAACUCCAAACUGAAACAAAUGGUGAAAGAUCAGCAAGAAGCAGAACGUAAGAAAGUGACGUCCCAGGAGAUCCAGCAGGCUCUGAGAGAACAGACAAAAGUAAUCCAAGAGAAACAAGUGGAUGUGAAAGAGGACUUGGACAAGGUGGAACCAGCUGUCAUAGAGGCUCAGCAAGCUGUGAAAUCCAUCAAGAAGCAGCAUCUAGCGGAGAUCCGAGCACUGCCCAACCCUCCCCCGCUUGUCAAGCUGUCCCUUGAGGCCAUCUGUAUGCUCCUUGGUGAGCCUGAUGUCGACUGGAAGGCAAUGAGGUCCAUUAUAAUGAGAGACAACUUCAUCUCAAGCAUUGUCAAUUUUAGAACUGAUGAUUUGUCUGAUGAAAUAAGGUCCAAGAUGAAGAACAAGUAUCUGAGUAAUACAGAUUUCAACUAUGAGAAAGUGAACAGAGCUAGUUUGGCUUGUGGACCUAUGGUGAAAUGGGCAAUUGCUCAGAUUAACUAUGCUGACAUGUUGAAGCGUGUAGAGCCACUACGUAAUGAGUUACUAGCUUUAGAAUCACAGGCUAACGAGAACAAGAUGAAGGGUGAUGAUGUGAUGAGGUUGAUUGCCGACCUGGAGAGGAGUAUUUCUAAGUACAAGGAGGAGUAUGCCCUGCUGAUCAGCCAGGCCCAGGCCAUCAAGGCUGAUCUUAGUGCUGUAGAACUAAAGGUUGAGCGCAGUGUAGCCCUGCUUGACUCUCUGGCCAGUGAGAAGGUGAGAUGGGAGGCUGGCAGUGAAACAUUCAAGAACCAGAUGGCUACAAUCAUAGGAGAUGUUCUUAUUUCAUCUGCCUUCAUGGCAUAUGCUGGUUACUUCGACCAGAAGAUGAGAAGGAACUUAUUCUCUGUAUGGUCCCAUCAUUUACAGAAAGCUUCCAUACAGUUCAGAAGUGACCUGGCUAGGACUGAGUAUCUAUCAAAUGCUGAUGAACGUUUGAGAUGGCAAGCGAAUGCCCUACCAGCUGAUGAUCUGUGCACAGAAAAUGCCAUCAUGUUGAAGAGGUUCAACAGGUACCCACUGAUCAUUGACCCCUCGGGCCAGGCCACAACAUUUAUCUGUAAUGAGUACAGAGACAAGAAAAUCACCAGAACAAGUUUCCUUGAUGAUUCAUUCCGCAAGAAUCUUGAGAGUGCUCUGAGAUUUGGUAACCCACUGCUUGUACAAGACGUUGAAAGCUAUGAUCCAAUACUGAAUCCUGUGUUGAAUCGUGAGUUGAGACGUACUGGUGGUCGUGUGCUGAUCACCCUAGGGGACCAGGAUAUUGACUUGUCACCAUCUUUCACCAUCUUCCUGUCGACUAGGGAUCCUAAUGUGGAGUUCCCACCAGACCUUUGUUCCAGGGUGACAUUUGUUAAUUUCACAGUGACAAGAAGCAGUUUACAGGAUCAGUGUUUGAACCAGGUAUUGAAGUCAGAGAGACCAGAUGUUGAUGAGAAGAGAUCUGACCUGCUCAAGCUGCAGGGUGAGUUCCAGGUUAGACUGCGACAGCUGGAGAAGUCCUUGCUGCAGGCCCUGAAUGAUGUGAAAGGACGUAUCCUUGAUGAUGACAGUAUCAUAACUCACCUUGAGACAUUGAAGAAAGAGGCAGCAGAAGUUGCACGUAAGAUGGAAGAGACGGACGUUAUCAUGGCUGAGGUGGAGACAACAUCGCAGCAAUAUCUGCCACUUGCUAUGUCUUGUAGUAGUAUCUACUUCACUCUCGAGGCUUUGAAACAGGUUCAUUUCCUGUACCAGUACUCGCUGCAGUUUUUCCUCGAGAUUUUCCACUCUGUACUUGCCAGUCCUAAACUGAAUGGAGUGAAGGAAUAUGGUACCAGACUGUCCGUUAUAACAUCAGAACUCUUCCAGGAGACUUACAGUCGUGUAGGGCGUGGUAUGUUACAUGAGGACAGGAUUACAUUUGCCAUACAGCUGUGUAGGAUACAUCUGAAGGGCAUGCAGAGUGAGUCUACAUAUGAUGCAGAGUUCCACCAGUUCUUGAGGAGUCAGGAGGGACUGAUCACAGCAAAACCACCCCCUGCUAUACAGGGCAUGACACAACAACAGCUGGAGGCUCUGGUUAGACUCGGUCAGCUGAAGCAGUUCAAGAAGAUCAUAGAUGAGGUCAGAGGGAAUGUGGAGAUCCAGGCAUGGUUGGACAGUGAUUAUGCUGAGACAAAUAUUCCAGAGAUCUGGGAUUCGGACAAACAACUCAGUGAGAUUGGAAAGGCAGUGAAUGGAUUAUUGGUGGUGCAGGCAAUGAGACCAGACAGGCUAACAUCAAUGGCCAGAAUCUUUGUGGAGAAGGUCCUUGGUACGAGCUUUGCCCAUACUGCAGACAAGGAACUUGACCUGGCCGAGAUCGUUGAAUCUGAGCUGAAGGCCAGUACACCAGUGCUGAUGUGCUCAGUACCAGGAUAUGAUGCCAGCAGUAGAGUAGAUGAUCUAGCUGCUGAACUGGGGAAACAGAUUACUUCCAUUGCUAUUGGUUCUGCUGAAGGGUUUACACAGGCAGAUAAGGUGAUCAACUCCUCCAGUAAGUCUGGUCGCUGGGUGAUGUUGAAGAAUGUACACCUUGCUCCACAGUGGUUGGUGCAGCUGGAGAAGAAGUUGCACAACCUGACACCCCACCCCAGCUUUAGACUCUUCCUCACCAUGGAAAUCAACCCUAAGUUACCAACAAACCUGUUGCGUGCUGGUCGUGUGUUCACGUUCGAGCCUCCACCUGGUGUAUCAGCCAACCUGUUGAGGACAUUCAGUACCAUACCAGCUACAAGAAUGUGCAGAGAGCCAAAUGAGCGUGCAAGACUGUACUUCCUGUUGGCCUGGUUCCAUGCUAUUGUACAAGAAAGAAUGAGAUAUAUGCCACUCGGUUGGGCCAAGAAAUAUGAAUUUACAGAGUCAGACCUUAAGGUUGCCUGUGACAUGCUUGAUACCUGGAUUGAUUCUGUUGCCAUGGGUCGAACAAACCUGCCACCAGAGAAGGUUCCAUGGGAUGCAGUGAGGACUUUACUUGCACAGUGUAUCUAUGGUGGAAAGAUUGAUAACAACUUUGAUCAGCGAUUACUGACAAGCUUUGUGCAUAAGCUGUUCACACCAAAGAGUUUUGAGGGAGAUUUCAAAUUGGUUGGCAACAUGGAUGGACCUGGCAAAAAGAUUGUCAUGCCUGACAGCAUAAGACGAGAGGAGUUUGUGAAGUUCUCUGAGAAUCUGGACAGUGACCGACAGACACCAGCCUGGCUUGGUCUACCAAAUAAUGCCGAGAAAGUGCUUCUGACAAACCUUGGAUCAGAUAUGUGUGCUAAACUCAUGAAGGUUGAGUUACUGGAAGAUGAUGUGGAUGUAGAUGCGGUGGAGAUAGAGGAUGAUACAGAGAAACCAAUGGUUGAUGGACGUCCUGCUUGGAUGAGGACUCUACAUACAUCUGUGAAAACAUGGCUUGAUCUUGUACCUAAGGGUUAUGACGAUGUUGCUGUUGGAUCCAUGAAACGUACCAUGGAGAACAUUAAGGAUCCAUUGUUCCGCUUCUUUGAGCGUGAGGUGAAUGCAGGAGGUAAACUACUGGCUGAUGUGAGACGUGACCUCCAGGAUGUCCUGCAGGUGUGUGUUGGCUCCAAGAAACCUACCAACCAUCACAGGACAAUGAUGGCUGACCUUGCUAAAGGUAUGAUCCCACAGACAUGGAGGAGGUACACAAUACCUGCUGCUAUCACAGUGAUCCAAUGGAUCACUGACUUCAGUCAGAGGAUCAAACAGUUACAGAAUGUUGUACAAGUCACACAACAGGGUGGAGCAAAAGAACUGAAGAAUCUACAAGUAUGGCUUGGUGGGUUAUUUAUCUCGGAGGCUUACAUCACAGCUACCAGACAAUAUGUAGCUCAGGCCAACAGUUGGUCACUGGAAGAGCUUUACUUAGAUGUGAAGGUGACAGAUGGUAAAUCGGGAGCUCUAGAUGCUUGCAGUUUCAGUGUGACAGGUCUACGAUUACAGGGAGCUGUAUGCAAGAACAACAAGCUACAACUCUCAUCUACCAUCUCAACAGAUCUGCCGCUUACUCUUCUCAGAUGGAUCAGAUUGGAAGGGAAGAAACCCGAGAAUAAAGUUACUCUGCCUGUCUACUUGAAUUCUACACGAGCUCAGCUGUUGUUCACAUUAGAUUUUGACACAGAGGGACAGGGCUCGGGCAAGGAUCAUAGUUUCUAUGAGCGCGGUGUGGCACUGGUCUCCUCUGAUCUAGGAUAGACUUGUCACUGGCAGUGAUCUGGCAAAAUAAAAACUUCUUUCAAGGUGUUAAAAAGACUUCUAAUAUGGUGUUGUGGUGUUACAUUCUUUAUUAUACUUCAGUGUUUUGUUUUAUAUAUUGGGACUUUUUGCUGACUUAAGCUGUUUAAUUACUUUCUGAAAAUUGAUAGGAUUUCAUGUAUUGAUAAGACACUACUUGCAGUAAAUUUUUGCAAAUGCAGUAUGACCAUGAUUGAAUUUCAAGUAAGGAAAAGGGGAAAAUGUUAUCUAUGUUUUUAUAAUCUAUAUAGUAUUGAGUAUAAUAUACUCUGCUUAUUGUAAUAGCUGUAUACAUAAAAAAAUUGGGGAGCAUACACAUUUUUGUUAUCAGAACAUUUCAAGUAUUCUUAUGUGAAUUGAAAGAAUAAACGCAAAAUGGUUUAACUAAUACAUUAUGAGCUGUGUAUUUAAUUCCUUUACCUGUAUGAAAAAUUGUUACAUAAUCUUUAGAAUGAAUAUUGCUUCUACUUUGGAAGAAUAAACACAAAAUGCUUCAACUAGAUAUAUCUUUUAUUCCACCAUAAGAUGAGAAGCAUACAAUUCACAUCAUAAUAAAGAAAUUAUAUGAACAUAUGAUACAUUAUGAGCUGUGUAUCUGUAUGGAAAAUUGUUACAACCUGUUUAAUCUGUAGAAUAAAUAUUGCUUCUGCUUUAA